AUGAUACAGUGGAUGGUCUUGUCCGACGAGGUUUCACUGCAGAUACACGCAACAAUUGCCUUUGGCUGUAUAUCUUUCUACGCCGCAGCACGGUGCCUUUAUCUCCUCUAUUUUCAUCCACUAUCAAAGUUUCCAGGUCCAAAAGUGGCAGCCGUCUCAAAUGUCUGGUAUGCUUAUCACUGGUUUUCGGGGAGAUAUCCUUGGGCAAUUGAGUGUGUACUCCGCAAGUACGGCGAUAUCGUUCGCAUUGCCCCUAAUGAACUUGUUUUCUUCACUCCAAAAGCAGUCCUCGACAUCUACUCUCCACAUCAUAAGAAUCUCGAAGUCUUCAUCAAGACCGAUUUUCAAAACCGCGGCAAGCAUCUAGGCGGCAUUGUCUGGGAAGAGGACCCUACUCGCCAUCGUGAGGUUUCAAAGAAAAUUUCUCCUGCGUUCAGCGCUCGAUCAAUCAAGGCUUUAGAGCCUAUCAUGCAUGAGUAUAUGGAUUACUUCGUCGUCAAGAUGGAGAAAUUCGGCUCUAAGCCCACGGGAGUCGGAUUGGUAGAGUGGACGAAUUGGCUGGCCAUGGACGAGGCGGCUGAUAUGGCUUGGAGUGAGAAGCUGCAUCAGAUGCGGGACCAGAGAAACUCCGUACAUCUCGAUGUUCUCCUCGGCUUCAACGCCUUCACCACAGUCAUGCAGGUCUUCAAACGCUUUCCUCUUCUCCAUCCAUUUCAGUACUUGGCCGCCCCAGUCGCAAAAUUGAAGGUUUUGUCGGCCAUGGAGGCAGCGGUGAGGGAUGGUGUCAUGAAGCGUAUCGAACGAAGGGCCAAGACAGAACACGUUGACCUCUUUGAUUACGUCUUGCCUGCCAAUAGCCCUGUUCCCACGGAUGCUCAUGAGCUCACCCACACCGGCGCGCUUGCCCAGCAGAUGAUGUUCGCUAAUUACGGGCCCAUGGCUGAUUGGUUUUACGGGACACUUCUCUUCCUGAUCGAAGAGCCUGAAUAUCUCCACAUCUUGUCCAAAGAAAUUAGAGAUAGCUUUCAAAGCUACCAUGACAUCACCCCAAGCGCUCUAGCAUCUUUACCACACCUAAACGCCUGCCUUCAAGAAUCACUCCGCUUACUUCCAAGCAACAACACCGGACUACCUCGCCUAAGCCCUGGUGCUGUCAUCGACGGACACUACGUCCCGAAAGGAGUAAGCCUUCUCCCAGGUUGCGCCUUCUAA
Molecule: messenger RNA, 1212 nt
Organism: Bacidia gigantensis
Lineage: Eukaryota; Fungi; Ascomycota; Lecanoromycetes; Lecanorales; Ramalinaceae
Exons: 5
Coding region: 1-1212 (403 amino acids)
Molecular function (GO): oxidoreductase activity, acting on paired donors, with incorporation or reduction of molecular oxygen; iron ion binding; heme binding
Source: RefSeq, a predicted model, not a curated record